Messenger RNA from Tribolium madens (black flour beetle), 551 nucleotides. RefSeq lists its product as uncharacterized. Gene Ontology annotation, molecular function: chitin binding. The record is from RefSeq and is a predicted model, not a curated record. The transcript has 2 exons. The coding region runs from base 92 to 481 and encodes 129 amino acids. Gene Ontology annotation, cellular component: extracellular region. NCBI's taxonomy places the organism in Eukaryota, Metazoa, Arthropoda, Insecta, Coleoptera, Tenebrionidae.
GUUAAUUCCUCGAUGCAAUAAAUAAAAAAAAUAUUUUUAACUUUAUAUUUAUCGUUGCACUUUAUUAAAGCUCAUUCUUUGACUUUAUUAAAUGCACUUAACAAUGAAUAUUUUAGUGCAUCUAGUCUUGUUAUUUGCAUUAUUGCACCAUACUUGGGGCCUUAAUUGCGUAGCUCCGGGAACCUUUAAAGAACCUAGAGACCCAACAUGUAAAAAAUAUUAUACGUGCACUCUUGUCUUAGGAAUGUAUUACGUCAAAAGUAAUGGAUCUUGUGGAACUUUACAAAGAUUUAAUCCCACUACUCAACAGUGUGAUUUAACAUCGAUUUGCAUUAAUAGUUAUUGCGAUAAUCAGCUUCCUAUGGCUACUUUACCGGAUCCCAAUGCUCUUAAUCCAGCAUGUAGACAAACUUAUAUACAGUGUGUUGGAAUCACAAAUCAGUACCCAGUCAUCGAACAGUGUACAGCAGGAUGCUGCUAAAGGAUAUGUUAUGAAUUAUAAAGAAUUAUACACACAUAAAGACAUAAUAAACAUAUAAUUGCAUAUUAAA